AUGUUGAUUGGCCUGGUGUUGAAGUCAGACCCAUCAAUGACUUGUAUUCCUCAGAAAAAAAUGAACGAUCACAGUUUGUUGCAGAAAGUUACUCUGUCAGGUGUAGAAACGAAGUGCAAUCCAUAUCAUAUGCGUGGAACUUCUUUUUUAUUGGCUGCUGCAAAAUACAAAUUUAAACCCAUCUUCUCCGUGGAAGGAGCAUGGGGAACAAUGGCCACCACAAUGUCCAAGAAACAAGCAAAUACAAAUGCUGGGGAAGAGGGACAGAUAGCUAAAGACAAGGCUGAUCCAAUUGUUGCUUUCAGCAGACCCCCACCAGUCCCACCUGUACUUGGACCAUUGGUUGCUCUCACAUUGUUGGAAACAUGGUCGAGUCGGGAUAGCAGUGAUGACUGA
This is a messenger RNA of Ilex paraguariensis (yerba mate), 396 nucleotides long. Lineage: Eukaryota; Viridiplantae; Streptophyta; Magnoliopsida; Aquifoliales; Aquifoliaceae. The record is from the annotation of a GenBank genome assembly.